This is a messenger RNA of Ostertagia ostertagi, 465 nucleotides long. NCBI's taxonomy places the organism in Eukaryota, Metazoa, Nematoda, Chromadorea, Rhabditida, Trichostrongylidae. The record is from the annotation of a GenBank genome assembly.
GUGCUCGUUGGAGCUCCUCGUGCCGAAUCAGGCCAAGUUGGGACGAUUCAAGCUGGCGCUUUAUUCGCCUGUCCUAUUAACACCAGAUACUCUGGCAAUGGAUCCGAAUGGUGUGAACAAGUUCGUUCUGAAUACGAGGACCAAUCAUCAUAUCUGAAGUCACCGGAUCUAACACUAACAGGACGUGAGGUUCACUAUCUUGGGAAAAAUGGAGAACUUCUCGGCGCUUCCCUAGCUUCUCAGGGCACCAGGAGAGGAGGAGCUGUUGUCUGCGCUCCACUAAUGCGAUUUCACAACACAAGUGCGUACACGCAAGGCGCAUGUUACGAGUUGAAUUCUGAUCUCACUCUGGGUGGAACUUACACCACUUGCCUCCAGAAGAAUCUUCCUAAGCUUGAUCGACACAACGAAUACGGGGCUUGUAUGGAAGGAUUCUCGGCUGCUAUUUCUGGGGUACGUGCCUGA